AUGCGAUUCCAAGUGGUGCUCUCAGCCCAGGGCCACUACGCCCAGAAGCUUCUGAACAGCCUGAUGGAGAAUUACUCGAAGGCUCUGAGGCCUGUGGAGGACACUGACAAGGCUCUCAAUGUUACACUGCAGAUUACACUCUCGCAGAUCAAAGACAUGGACGAAAGAAAUCAGGUGCUGACAACAUACCUGUGGGUGCGUCAGAUCUGGCACGAUGCGUACCUGCGUUGGGAUAAAGACGUGUACGACGGACUGGAGGUGAUCCGCAUCCCUAGCGAUCUGGUCUGGAGACCUGACAUUGUCCUUUACAACAAUGCUAACGAAGAAGACUCAUCUGGCCCUCCUGACACUAACGUAGUGUUACGGUACACGGGUGAGAUCACAUGGGAUGCUCCUGCAAUCACAAAGAGCACUUGUGUGGUGGAUGUCUCCUACUUUCCCUUCGACAGCCAGCAGUGCAACCUUACUUUCGGCUCCUGGACCUACAACGGCAACCAGGUGGACAUUAACAUGGGUGGUUUGGAGAGCGGUGACCUCUCAGAUUUUGUGGAGAAUGUGGAAUGGGAAUGUCAUGGCAUGCCAGCUGUCAGGAACGUAAUCAUGUAUGGCUGUUGCUCAGAUCCAUACCCAGACAUCACCUACACGGUUCUGCUGAAACGCCGCUCCUCAUUCUAUAUCUACAACCUUCUCCUCCCCUGCUUUCUAAUCUCCUUCCUGGCUCCACUUGGCUUCUACCUUCCAGCUGACUCUGGAGAGAAGGUCUCACUUGGCGUCACAGUUCUUCUGGCCCUAACCGUCUUCCAGAUGAUGGUGGCUGAAAGCAUGCCACCGUCCGAGAGCGUGCCGCUCAUUGGUAAAUACUACAUAGCAACAAUGACAAUGAUUACAGCCUCCACCUCACUGACUAUCUUCAUCAUGAACAUUCACUUUUGUGGUGCAGAAGCCAAACCGGUGCCCCACUGGGCCAAAGUCCUAAUUAUCGACUACAUGGCGAAGAUUUUCUUUGUGUAUGAGGUAGGGGAGAACUGCACCAGUCCUCAAACUGAACAGGGCCCACCUUUAGUCGAUGACCCUCUGGCAAGUCUGGAAAAUUUCGACUAUUUCUCCAGCAGUUUUUACAGCAAUCAUCUAAAUGAUGGGUAUAACAGAUAUAAUAACUGUGGCAGAGAUGCCAGAAAUCACCAGUCAAAUGGCUACCAUUUCAACGCCCUGAACGGGGCACAUAUUCCACCACAGUUCUCAUCAAGACAGAAAGCACACCAGUCCAAUUACAUACACCAUAUUGGGCGAGAUGGUAAUGCAAUUAACCUGAGAGAAGAAAAACUGAGGCAAAGCGAUCUCUCUAUUCCUGAAAAAAUACACGGGUACACUUAUGAACACAGCGCCAGCUAUCAGCACAAUAAUGAGUGCACCAAACCGUACACAAUGGAAGGGUACAGUAAAAAUACCAACAAGGAGUGCACAUGUGUGUGCGAUCAGCAUCAGAAAGUGGUGCAGAACAUUGAAUACAUUGCCAACUGCUUUCGGGAGCAAAGGUCAAACCAGGCCAAAGGAGCAGAGUGGAAGAAGGUUGCCAAGGUAAUGGACAGGUUUUUCAUGUGGGUGUUUUUCAUCAUGGUCUUUCUCAUGAGCAUCCUCAUCAUGGCCAAAGCGUCAUGA
Tachysurus vachellii is the source of this 1659-nucleotide messenger RNA. It is a transcript of the gene chrna9a, whose product is annotated as cholinergic receptor, nicotinic, alpha 9a. The transcript is spliced from 6 exons. Gene Ontology annotation, biological process: monoatomic ion transmembrane transport; chemical synaptic transmission; regulation of membrane potential. Gene Ontology annotation, cellular component: neuron projection; postsynaptic membrane; synapse. NCBI's taxonomy places the organism in Eukaryota, Metazoa, Chordata, Actinopteri, Siluriformes, Bagridae. The record is from RefSeq and is a predicted model, not a curated record. Bases 1 to 1659 code for a protein of 552 amino acids. Gene Ontology annotation, molecular function: acetylcholine-gated monoatomic cation-selective channel activity; transmembrane signaling receptor activity.